UGCGGUAAAGGCGGCGGCGUUUUGCGGCACCGCCGGUGAGGCCGGCGGCGUGGGCCUUCCGUCCACGCGAGCUCGCCCUGCGGGUAGCUGCUUGUUCGGCGAGGCUGCCGGUUAGCCAUUUUGGGGACUCAGCGACAGUCCUCGGAGGGUGACUGACCGCUUUUGAUUUGGUGUAACGGGAGAGGCGGCUCGUCCCAGUCCGCGGUUGUAAGGGGCGGGACGCCAGGCGCUCGGACCUCGCUCGUGACUUGCGGUCCCUCGUGCACACUUGCUCUUGGUUUCCACGGUCGUCACUAGAUUCGGGGAGCCCUCGGUGUAGCUGACACGUGUUUUUCUUGCUGCCUCCGUCUUGCAGUCCCCGCCCUCUUGGACUUUGAAAUGCUUUACCUGAUCGGCUUGGGCUUGGGCGAUGCCAAGGACAUCACAGUCAAGGGCCUGGAAAUCGUAAGACGCUGCAGGCGAGUGUACCUGGAAGCCUACACCUCGAUCCUGACUGUAGGGAAGGAAGUCCUGGAAGAGUUUUAUGGAAGAAAAUUGAUUCUUGCUGAUAGAGAAGAAGUGGAACAAGAAGCAGAUAAUAUUUUAAAGGAUGCCGAUAUCAGUGAUGUUGCAUUCCUUGUGGUUGGUGAUCCAUUUGGGGCUACCACACACAGUGAUCUUAUUUUGAGAGCAACAAAACUGGGAAUUUCUUACCGAGUUAUUCACAAUGCUUCCAUAAUGAAUGCAGUAGGCUGCUGUGGUUUACAGUUGUAUAAGUUUGGAGAGACGAUUUCUAUUGUUUUUUGGACAGACACUUGGAGACCAGAAAGCUUCUUUGACAAAGUGAAGAAGAAUAGACAAAACGGCAUGCAUACAUUAUGCUUACUAGACAUCAAAAUAAAGGAGCAAUCUUUGGAGAAUCUAAUCAAAGGAAGGAAGAUCUAUGAACCUCCUCGGUAUAUGAGUAUAAACCAAGCAGCCCAGCAACUUCUGGAGAUUGUUCAGAAUCAGCGAAUGCGAGGAGAAGAACCAGCAGUCACCGAGAAGACACUCUGUGUUGGCUUAGCCAGGGUUGGAGCUGAAGACCAGAAAAUUGCAGCAGGCACUUUGCAGCAAAUGAGUACUGUGGACUUGGGAGGACCGUUACACUCCUUAAUUAUCACAGGAGACAACAUGCAUCCACUGGAGAUGGAGAUGCUAAGUCUGUUUUCCAUACCAGAUAAUAGUUCAGAAUCCUGUUGAUGAACUUCAUGAACAUUUUCUAUUGUUAGAUGUUCAUUUGUUUCAGUCAUAUAUGCACAUACACACAUUUGCAUAAUGUAUAGUUCUUUUGGUUUACCUAAUAAUUAUAAAGCAAGUGACCAAGAAGAAAGAUGUUGAUUUAACAGUACUUGGUUUCCUGUGGUAAUGAGUUUUUUUUCCCUAUGUCAUUAUCAGUUGUUGCAACUAUUUUGGUGAUUUUUCAGGAUGCACACACAUGGAGCAGACCAAGUCUAAAACUUGCAGGGGCAUUCAUAAACAGAGUUGUUUAAAAGCAGUUUUUACUUAUGAAAUAAGUUUAUACAAUGUGGAACUUUCUUCUUUCUUAAAAAGUCAGCUCUCCUGGCCACAAGAUGGGUUGUCUUGACAGCAGAUGGUAUUAGUGCAUAUACGCAGAGUUGGGAAGAAUAAGUCCUACUUACUUAAAGCUCAGCUGAACACAUGCCACAAAAUGACAUCCUUUUGAAUUGCCUUGUCUUGUUUAAGUGACAUCCUAAUUAUGUGGUUCAUAUUCUGCUGUAUUUUGGAGGUUAUAUAAUUGUUGAAUUAUGAAUGUUCAGCCAGCCAUGUACAGUUGCUGUUUGGUUUUAAAUAGCAUCUUUCACAUCCAAGUUGACAAAUGGAAAACUUACCGACUACAAAAUACAGUUUUAAAAAAUUUAAGUUUGGAGGCAGUGGGUUAGUCAAGAUUUUUCAUAUAACAUAACUCAGUUGAUAUGUCACUGUAUGUAUGCAACUAGUCACAUUCAUUUUCCCAGUUGUAAAUAGCACUCCGUUUAUUAUUUUUCAUGACAGUAGAGUCUUAUAUAUUUUGUUAGUUCAUAACAGAAAUGGCUUUGCUAUAUGCAAGUUUAUUGGUCUAACUCUAAAUAUCUUCGUGGCUUUAUCAACCAUAGCUUAAAUUUCAUUAAAUUCAUUGAAAAUUGAA
Canis lupus familiaris (dog) is the source of this 2167-nucleotide messenger RNA. It is a transcript of the gene DPH5, whose product is annotated as diphthamide biosynthesis 5. Gene Ontology annotation, biological process: protein histidyl modification to diphthamide. Bases 379 to 1221 code for a protein of 280 amino acids. Gene Ontology annotation, molecular function: diphthine synthase activity. The transcript has 7 exons. The record is from RefSeq and is a predicted model, not a curated record. NCBI's taxonomy places the organism in Eukaryota, Metazoa, Chordata, Mammalia, Carnivora, Canidae.